Messenger RNA from Vittaforma corneae ATCC 50505, 1545 nucleotides. RefSeq lists its product as uncharacterized. NCBI's taxonomy places the organism in Eukaryota, Fungi, Microsporidia, Nosematidae. Gene Ontology annotation, molecular function: ATP hydrolysis activity; ATP binding; ATP-dependent protein folding chaperone. The record is from RefSeq and is a predicted model, not a curated record. Gene Ontology annotation, biological process: protein folding. The transcript has a single exon. Gene Ontology annotation, cellular component: chaperonin-containing T-complex. The coding region runs from base 1 to 1545 and encodes 514 amino acids.
AUGCAAAAACAAGUUCCUAAGGCUUAUGUAUUGGUUUCAAUGGAUAAAAACGACAUUCAAAAAAUGUCGGCAUAUACGGCAAAGACCCUCAGCUCAAUUGUAAAAACGUGCCUUGGCCCAAGGGCUAUGCAGAAAAUGGUUUUAACCAAAAUUAACUCAAUUGAACUUACAAAUGAUGGAAACUCAAUCUUGAGAGAAAUAGACGUUAGUCAUCCAUCAGCAAGAUGUCUGAUUGAGCUUGCACAGACCCAAGAUGACGAGUGUGGAGAUGGAACAACUACUGUCCUGGUUCUUGCUUCUGAGCUACUUGAUCGAAUGAUACCUCAUUUAAAAGACAAUCAUCCGAUCAAAAUUUGCAAGAUGCUUUCAAAUGCCAAGGAAAUGUGCUUGAACCAUUUAAACAGUGUUUCUAUUGAAGCUAAAGAGGAGGAACUUAUAAAAAUAGUAUCUUCAAGUGUGGCUACAAAGCUUUGUAGUAUUCUAAAAGUUCCAAUACCUCAACUUGCAUUGAAUGCUGCACAGUUAAUUAAAAAUAACAGUGAGGAUUCAAAAAUAGACAUUAAGAAUGAUAUAAAAAUUGAAAAAAUAAUAGGAUCAUUUGAGGAAUCCGAAAUAAUCGAAGGAAUAAUAGUUGAAAAAGAUCUAGUACAUAGCCAAAUGAGGAAGACUAUUGAUAAUCCAAAGAUUCUUGUUCUUGAUUGUCCCCUUGAGUAUAGGAAAGGUGAAAGUGUGACGAAUAUGGAAUUUUCUGAUAGGAAUGACUUUACUAAAGCAUUGCGAAUUGAAGAGGAUCAUGUGAGAGAGAUGUGUAGAUAUAUAAUAGAAGCGGGUGCGAAUAUUGUAAUAACAGAGAAAGGCAUUAGUGAUUUGGCGUUAAGUAUUUUAUAUGAAAAUGAAAUAACAGCCAUUAGAAGGGUCAAGAAGUCUGAUCUUAUCAGAAUAUCAAAGGCGACUGGCACAACAAUCAUGAGUAGAAUAGAAGGAAUUUCCAUGAAGCAGUUGGGGUCAGCAGGUCUCUUUGAGUAUGUCAAGAUCGGAAGAGAUUACUUCUGUAAACUAAGUAAAUGCAGCAAUCCUAAGGCUAUUAGUGUAGUUUUACGUGGGCCUACAAAAGAUCUUCUUGCGGAGCUGGAAAGAAAUUUCAUGGAUGCAAUUAAGAUCGCAAGAAAUGUGUUGAUGAAUCCUAAACUUGUGCCAGGUGGAGGUGCAUCUGAAAUGAGCUUGGGUAUUCAUCUUUGUAAUAACAGCACAUCAGAAAACUAUCAAGUUUUCAAAAGUUGUUAUGAGGCUUUAAAGGCUAUUCCUUCGAUUAUUUCAACAAAUAGUGGCACGGGUAAAACCCUGGAAAUUCUUUAUGAGCUUGAAAAACAACAAAGAUCAAAAGGGUCUUAUAUUGGUAUUAAUGGUAUUACAGGAGAGAUUUCUGAUGUGAGGAAUAUUGUUUUGGAGCCACUUAUAGUUAAAUCACAGUCAAUCAAGAGUGCAUUUGAGUGUGUUAUGCAGUUAUUACGAGUAGAUGGAAUUAUUGAAAGUAAAUCUAAAUAA